AUUUAACGCGUACUUAGUUCUUAGUGAACAUUCAAUAUAGAUCUUUCUUACCCGAGCUCCUCGACAACUCGGAAAGGAAGAUGAAAAACCUCGCUAUCGUCUUUGCCUUCUGCUUCGUCGGGACUUCGGCAUUUUCGAAUAGCAUAAAAGCCAAGGUGGAACGUUUCGAGGCAUCUUGUAUCAUAGAGACUAGUAUCGAUCCCAAUUUAAUACAGGGUGCUAAGGAAGGCAUUAUAUCUAAGGCAGACGAGAGACUUGGUUGUUACACGUACUGUAUGCUGAGGAAAAAGGGAAUCGUAGAAGAGAAUGGACACCUCUGGGUAAAUAUUGCCAAGAGACAGUUGAUAACCUACGGAGCUGACACGCUAAUGGCUGAUGAAAUGAUUAAUAAAUGCAAAAACAUCACUGGUGGCAACGAAUGUAAGCAAGCUAGUAACUUGAUACAGUGUUUCCUGGAGAUCAGGAGUUCAUACAUAUUCUAACUAAAAAUCAAACUGCUGAAACGAAAUAGUUUAAUUUGCAACUCGAUGCAUUUCGUAAUUUAUUUUGCACAAAAUAUUUAUAGAUUUAAAUUAAUAAAUUAUAAUAACGUAAAUAUCAUUAUUUGACGCUUAAAUCUUUGUUCUCAUAGUCAAAAUACAAGUUGUUUCUCCAUCUUGUU
This is a messenger RNA of Bombus pascuorum, 661 nucleotides long. RefSeq lists its product as uncharacterized. Lineage: Eukaryota; Metazoa; Arthropoda; Insecta; Hymenoptera; Apidae. The record is from RefSeq and is a predicted model, not a curated record. The coding region runs from base 81 to 482 and encodes 133 amino acids. The transcript has 5 exons. Gene Ontology annotation, molecular function: odorant binding.